UAAUUGACCAAUGGGAGGCGAUGGGGGAUUUUUAAACGGGUGAAGGCGGGCUCAGUCCCAUUCGGGAGGGAAACAAAGACGGAGGAAACAAGCCGCAGGGAGUUUUUUCCAGCGCGAUAGUAAUUAUCUCCUCUGCUUAUAUCCGAGAAAUCUCAUCAGGUUUUCAUCAUGUCUCAGAAACAGAUCUACUACUCCGACAAAUAUGACGACGAGAAAUACGAGUACAGGCAUGUCAUGCUGCCAAAGGACCUCGCCAAGCGUGUGCCCAAGACCCAUCUGAUGUCCGAGACCGAGUGGAGAAACCUGGGAGUCCAGCAGAGCCAAGGAUGGGUGCAUUACAUGAUCCACCAGCCAGAGCCGCACAUCCUGCUGUUUCGGCGCCCCCUGCCUACCUCAAAGUGAGCUUGAGGGAGACUCUUGGGUCCCAAGAAGAUCGGUCCUACUGAUGAAUUUUACAGACCAGCUCAUCAAAAGUAGGCAUUGUGCCCCCAAACUGACAGGCUCUUUUGUGAGUGGAAUGACUUGAAAACCAUUAUGCAUAGCUCCACUGUUGGGCUGAUCAUCUUGGACCUGGAAAGACUUCUCUGCUAUGAGAACAGAGCUGUUGGAAACGGAUAGCUUGAAGGAAAUAUCAUCACACUUCUGUUGGAAUGAGACUUCUUGCAUGUGUUAACUGUGACAUGCCAUCUGCUAGUAAUGUUCAAAUCUGCUUACACUGUCCUUUCAUAUUAAUGUUUUUUAUCUGUAUGUCUUGCUGAGUCUUGUCUGGUCAUUCCAGCUCUUUUUUUAUUUUAGAACAAUGGUGAUAAUGUAAAGAUCUGAGGAGAGAAACUUGCAGAAUAAUGCUAACCCACUGUAUCGUCUUGUCGCGCUCCUGGUCAGAACAAGCCGCACUGAAUAGUUGGAUCCUGAAUUUCACCAAUGGAAGAUUAAAUUAACAAAUGCAGCUUUAAGUGACAUGUCGCUGCUCAGUUUAAAUGACACCGUAACGUGACAUUUAAGUUUUAUCAUGUGCAUGAAAACCUGCAUUUGGAAUGGACUCUCCCACAAACUAAAACCAAUGUUGAUCCCCAUUCCAUGAGUGUUACGAUGGGUUCAGGUUAUCUGGACCCACUCGAGACCUUUUUGCUCUUGUUGAUUGUAUCAGUGAGCUGCUGAAUAUUUAUAAAUCUUAUGCCCUUUCUGAAAUAAACAUUGAAGCCUUUAAAUUUA
This is a messenger RNA of Myripristis murdjan (pinecone soldierfish), 1212 nucleotides long. It is a transcript of the gene cks1b, whose product is annotated as CDC28 protein kinase regulatory subunit 1B. Bases 169 to 402 code for a protein of 77 amino acids. The record is from RefSeq and is a predicted model, not a curated record. The transcript is spliced from 4 exons. Gene Ontology annotation, molecular function: cyclin-dependent protein serine/threonine kinase regulator activity. Lineage: Eukaryota; Metazoa; Chordata; Actinopteri; Holocentriformes; Holocentridae.